AUGCAAAGUAGAAUUUAAUAGCUAGAUAUUUAGAUCAAUAAUAUAAUAUAAUAGAAAAAUAAGGAACUACUAUUAGAUACACCUACUCCUUUAAGAGAUAGCUAAUGGUAAGAGGUAAACAGUAUUAACUAAAACAACUAAAGCCAUUAAGAAUCUAUUACCGAAAACAACUCAUAAAAUAAUAAUGAUGAUGUGCUUUAAUAGCUACUUAAUGAUCUAAGUGAACAGAUAGCGUAACUUGAAUAUGACGAUCCAGAUUUAUUUUACUUUUAUAAAUACAAAAUAGCUAGUAUAAAAUUUGAGCAUCUACAUUUAGAUGAAAAAAUGAGGAAUAAUUGCAUAAAAAUAAAAGAAAUGUAUAAACAAUAUUAUGAUAAGGUAAUUCAACAAUAAAAUCAGAAUUCUUCUAAUAUUAGUAAUUUGACAUUCUUAGAUAGUAUGAUUUAAGAAUCUAAAGUAGAUCAAAGUUAAAAUUCUAAUUCUGAUAUUAUAAUCAACAAUUCUCCAUCUGAAUUCAUAACACCAACACCUUAAGAUGAUGUUGUUUACUAAACAGUGUUAGUUUUGGGCUUUACAGGAGUUGGAAAAAGUAGUUUUAUAAGAAAGAUUACUGGUGAUUAAAGGAUUCAAUCUAAUGACAACUAAUAAUCAUGCACUUAGGAAUGCAGUCUUUAUGAAAAAAAUGGAAUAAAAUACAUAGACACUCCAGGUAUUAAUGACACAUAAAAAAAUCGCUAUUAGAUCUUAAUAGAUAUUGCAAAAUAUCUUUUUGACUAAAAUAUUAAAAUAAAAGAUUUAUUCUUUAUUUAUGUUUCAAACAAAGAUCUUUAAGUUCAUCAAAAAACUCUGAAAGAAUUUAUCUAUACAUAUUUUUUGUUUGAAUUAUUUGGAGAAAAAAAUUUGGAUCCUAAUUUAGUUGAGAGACUUAUAGAUGAGUUCUAAAACAGCAACAAUUUUUUGAAAUGGAAAGAGUGUAACUAUCAUCUUAAGUGCGAUAAUUUACAAGUGUUCAGACAAGAAAUAUUUUCUGAAAAAGAUAAAGCUCUCAAUUAUAUUCAGCAUGCAAAUAGUUUCCAUAUUUUUGUCAAAACAUUUUUUGACAAAGAAAGCAAGGAUGAUCUUGAAGAGUUUGAUGAGAUUAUGGUUGACUUUUUAAAAGAGCAAAUUUGGUCAAAUAUUGAAUAAAAUAAUAAAUUUUAUGAAUACAAAGACUAUAUUCAAAAUCAAGAAAGCCAUUUAAAUAGAAAAAUAUAGAAGAUUUUAGAUUUAGAAAAUCGUGUCUAAAAGAUAGAUCCAGAAAAAGAAGUUUAGUAUAUAUUAUUGUUAGGAUAAUCUCAGGUUGGCAAAUCUUCUUUGAUCGAGCAGUUAACCUAAUUGAAAGGGCUUAGAGGUAAUAGUAGAUAAUCAAUGACUAGCUAUUGCUAAAUUUAUCCUGUUGAAUAUGAAAAUGUUAGAUACAAUUUCAUUGAUACUCCUGGUUUUGAGGGAACAGAGCAACAAAGCAAUCCUUUUGACAAUCUUAAAAUUAUUGCAGAUUUUCUGAGAAGAAAUCAGAUUUUAGAAUUCAAAAUUCUGUUUAUGAGAAACGCAGAUAAAGAUUUUAGAAACACAUUAGACCAAAUAAUAUAAAAAUUACUGAUUUUUAUUAAGCAAUUAUUUGACUAAGAAACUUCUUUAGUUGAUUCUGAUUAUUUGAAUAAUAUGUUAUUAGAGAAUAAAGAAAUAAACCAAAUUGAAGUAAGUAAUGAUAUAGAAGAGUUAGAAUUAAUGAAAUUAAAAAUACUCUAAGUGGAUAGAAUAUCUGAAAAGGUAAAUACUGGGAAGGUUUAUUAUAAUAAAAAUGAGAUUAAAUGUGUAGAAUUCAAUAGCAAUUACUAUACAAAGAAAGGUAAAUACAAAAAAAUAAGUAAAGAAGAGGAUGAAGAAUAAAAGAAUUUAUUGUUUUAAGGGAUCAACUAAAUAAGUCCACUCACUGUUGAUGAUAAAAUAUUGCUUAAAAUAAAAAAAAUAAACAAUUUUAGAUUAAUAAAAGACAAGCAAGAUUAUAUUUAGUCAUAUUAAUUAAUUCAUCAAAAAUAUCAGAUUCUCUACAGCAUCAUAAAAGAAAUAGAUGAAUGUAAAAAUAAUAUGGAAUCAGGAUAAACAGAUAAUCUAUCCAAUCUGAUUCAAUAAAAAGUUUAGAUUUUAAAAGAGUUAGAAAAUCUCUAAUUUGGUGUAAUUGAAGAUUAUCAAAAUGACCCUACAGUUAAAGAAAUAGUAAAUAGCUUUUUUGAUUAAAAAAUAAAUUAGAAUGAGCAAGAUAUCAAUAAUAAUGAUAAAUAGUAUGAUAAUUAGUUAAACUAAAAUCAAAAACAGAAUGAUAUUCUAAGACAUUUUCUGAUUAUACACUAUUGGCCUUCACUUCUUUUUGAAUAAUAAUAAAAUAAGGAAAAUAAAUUAUUAUCGAGAAAGUAAUUUUAUUUUUGCUAACUCUUACACUAUUUAAAGCCAUUUAUAGAUAUUAAUAAUGAAAAGCAUUUAAUAAUUUUGGAAGAAUUAGUAAAGUUGAAGGUUAUAUAAGAAAUUACUCUUUUACAGCACAUUUAAAACAAAUGCAUUAAUAAAUAUUAUAAUUAAAGCUAAGAUAAGGUAUACUCAAUUAUAGGCUAGGCUUUCUAAGGAAUCAAUAUAAUCAUCGGUACGGGAGGAUAAAUAUUUAGAUACGCUGCUUAUUUUAGUAGCAAGGCAGAGCUACUAAUUUAUUCAUACAAUGUAAUCAAAGGCAUUAAUAUAGGUUUAUUAAUAGUAAAUAUGGUCGCUGCAGCUCUGAGUGUCGGAAUUGAUAUUCAUUCUUAUCACAAAAGAUAUAUUUGUGGAAAGCAGAUGACCUUGAAUACAGCAUCCAAUUCUAUCAGUGCUUUGAUUGGAUUAUUAGCAUUUUUUGUGCCUGGUUAUGGGUGGGCUGUAGGAGGAGUGGCAGCAGUUUUUGGACUUUUGGGCAACUUUAUUUCUUCAUAAAUAUACACAAGUAAAAAAACUUUUGAUAACACUAUUGGCUUAUUUUUUAAAACCAUUAUUGAUGAGCAACACAAAAACUUGCAACUUUAGAAUUUCCAAAAGGCUGAAUUGCUAAGGAAAGAAUUAAAAAUAUAAAAUUACUAAUAAUUAAAAUAGAAACAAGGAUAUGAAUUGUUUAGAUAGCUAGAAAAAUAAACUUAUACUAAUGAUGAGAAUAAGCAAAUAUUAAUGAAAUUAUUUUAUAAUAACUCCAAUUUAUUAGACUCAAUUUCUAAUUAUAUAGUGAAGGAAAUAUUAUCUGAAUAAUUCUAAAUUGAUUAAGAUAUUUUUGAAAUAAAAUAAUAACCUUCAAAAUAAUAACUAUAAGCAGUCAUAGAUAUUAUAAAAUACAAUAAACAAAUCAUUGAUACCUUCUAUAAUCGUUUCAGUCAUGAAAAACUUACUAAGCUUACCCAAUCAUACACAAAAGCAAAGAAUAUAAUUAAGGAAUCCUUAAAGAAAGCUGCUAAUUUAAAAGAAUUAAAUGACUCACUUUAAGAAUAUUAGUAGUGCCUUUGUGAAUUUGUAAGUUUAAUAAAAACUAAUUGCUACACUUAUCAAUAAUAAAUUGAAUUCGGAAAUGGACUACUUAGAAAGGGUGAUCGUUUUCCUAUCUUAUUUAAUAGCUACUGUAACCUUGCUGUGACCAAGAUAAACUAUCUUUAUGAGCAAAACACCUUAUCUGAAAUAGUUAGGUGUAAGGAAUCAAAAUAUUUUAAAAGAAAUGAAGAUAAAAACCCUGAGGAAUCUUUAUAGUUAAAACUAAAAGAUAAAGAAAUAAUAUAAAAUCUUAAUUUAUUAACAUUUAGCCAAAAAUUUAUAGAAAGUAGAUACUUAUAACUACUGAAAGGAUAAAAGAAGCCUAAUUUAACAUAUCUUUCUUCAUAGUACAAUUUGGAUGGUGAUUUGGUUUAUUCAAUUGAUCUCCUAGAAUUAGCUGAAAAGGAAAACUAGUUUUAGCCAUUUAUAAAUAAAUUAGAAAAGAAACUUAAAUCAAACGAUAAUGAAAACAAUCUCAGAUUAUUUGACUUUUUUAACUCUAUUUAAUUUCUUAAAGAAAAGUUUAUAUGA
Tetrahymena thermophila SB210 is the source of this 4107-nucleotide messenger RNA. Its product is annotated as 50S ribosome-binding GTPase. Gene Ontology annotation, molecular function: GTP binding. NCBI's taxonomy places the organism in Eukaryota, Ciliophora, Oligohymenophorea, Hymenostomatida, Tetrahymenidae. The transcript has a single exon. The record is from RefSeq and is a predicted model, not a curated record.